Alternaria atra is the source of this 5475-nucleotide messenger RNA. RefSeq lists its product as uncharacterized. Gene Ontology annotation, molecular function: serine-type endopeptidase activity; hydrolase activity, hydrolyzing O-glycosyl compounds. Gene Ontology annotation, cellular component: membrane; cell wall. Gene Ontology annotation, biological process: proteolysis. The transcript has 5 exons. The record is from RefSeq and is a predicted model, not a curated record. Bases 1 to 5475 code for a protein of 1824 amino acids. Lineage: Eukaryota; Fungi; Ascomycota; Dothideomycetes; Pleosporales; Pleosporaceae.
AUGUACAUCAUGAUAUCACCGCUUGUCUUCUUCGGAGCCCUAUCUCUUUUUGCUUCAGCAGCUUCUUUGGAACGUCGUCAAGCGCAGCAAAAAGUCACAAUCGACUUCACAAAAAGAUACCAAACGAUCGAUGGCUUCGGUAUUUCGGGUGCAUUCCAGCGCGCGAACCUGAUUGUCAAUCUUCAGCAGCCUAAACAGCGCGAGGUUCUUGACCUACUCUUCAACUUGACUACCGGUGCUGGCUUCUCGAUCGUGCGCAACGGUGUUGGCUCCACGCCAAAUAGUAACAAUGAUUACAUGAACACAAUUCUGCCAAAGUGCCCAAGUACACCUGCGGAAGUCACUAUCAAUUACAGUGGGUAUGUCUGGGACGGUAAAGAUAGCGGGCAGCUAUUCCUUAGCCAAAGAGCGCAAGAUUAUGGGGUCAACACCUUCUAUGCGAAUGCAUGGAGUGCUCCUGGAUGCAUGAAAACAAACAAUCAAGAUAUCAAUGGUGGUCAACUCUGUGGUGUUUCUGGUACCAGUUGUCGCUCGGGAGACUGGAAGCAAGCCUACGCGAAUUACCUUGUCGCCUACAUAAACUUUUACGCGUUGGCUGGCGUUAAGAUCACACACCUUGGCUUCCUCAACGAGCCCGACCUAUCCACUUCGUACGCCUCGAUGCAGUCCUCUGGUACUCAGGCCGCUGAAUUCAUCAAGAUUCUUCGUCCUACACUCGACCGUGCGAAUCUGACCUCUGUGGGUAUCAACUGCUGCGAAGCGACAGGGUGGAACGUCGCAACGCAACAUGCACAGCAAAUCGCAUCUGCUGGCGCUGAAGGCCUUCUCUAUGCUAUCACCUCGCAUGAAUAUACUUCGCGCAUUAGCGGGACGAUGCGCACUGCUGCACGCGUCUGGCAAACCGAAUACUCCGACCUGAACGGUGGCUGGAGCACGGCAUGGUAUUCCAACGGCGGAUCUGGUGAUGGCUUCACGUGGGCGAACACCGUUUUUAAUGGCAUCGUCAACUCCAACUUGUCCGCCUAUAUCUUCUGGGAAGCUGUCCAAGACCGCGCAACGAACAAUAACAACAACGAGAAACUUAUCCUGGUCGAUGGCCAGAACUAUCAAGUCAGCAAGCGUCUUUGGGCUUUCGCGCAGUUUCGCAUCGUAAGACCGGGCGCCGUGAGAGUGGAUGCUAGUGGCGGGUCGAAUCUCAAGUCUGGCGCCUUUGUCAACACGGACGGAAGUGUCGCGAUCGUGGUCAUUAAUUCUGCUACGAGUUCACAAAUUGUGGGUGUUGCGCUGACUGGGUAUCCGGAUGUGAGGGCAUGCUUCCACGGCAUCCGCGCCCACGCUACGGGCUUGGUGUUCGUACAAGUACCAUGGACAUCAUGGCUGCAAUUCCGCACGCGCGUCUUCACACACUCGUUCAUGUUCCUAGCGAUGGGAAAGCUCUCUUGUGCCGUUGCGGCCCUUGUUCUGGGUGCGCAAGUCGCCAUCUCAACCCCGGUACAUCCCCUACUUCACGUGAAUGCAAUUGUACAACGAGUGGCGGACGACAUGCCAGCGGCAAGCGGCAUUCUCCCCGGCGCCUACAUUGUCGAAUUCGCAAACGACGAUGAAACACCGGAGAGCUUCUAUGCGUCCCUUGCGGCCAAUGGAGUACAGGUCGAACCUCGCAUGGAUCUUAGCUUUCGCUUCUUCAAAGGCGUCUCAUUCCAGCUCAAGAGCUCAAGUUCAAACUCAAGUGAUUGGGACUUCUUGCGCCGGAUGAAGGCACAACCACAGGUCGAGAACAUAUGGCCAUCCCGCAUCACGACACGUUCGAGCGAGGAACGUGUUGCAAUACCUGCACAACAGACACACGUCAAGCGCCAGACUACAUCGGAGGACACCUUCUCUCCCCAUGUCAUGACGCAGGUUGACAAGCUACAUGCAGAGGGUGUGACGGGCAAAGGCUUCCGUAUCGCUAUUAUUGACAGCGGCGUCGACUACACCCAUCCAGCGCUUGGCGGCUGUUUCGGCCCAGGCUGUCUCGUUGAAGUUGGAUAUGACUUUACGGGCGAUGACUACAACCCCGGAACGUUCCCGUUGAAGCCCGAUAAAGAUCCCAUGGACAACUGCGCUGGUCAUGGCACCCACGUUGCAGGCACCAUUGCCGCUCAGCUUGAGGGCAACAAGUACGGUUUCACAGGUUCUGCCCCUGGAGCAAAGCUUGGUGCAUACCGGAUGUGGGGUUGCGCAUCGACAUCUACGAAUGAGAUUGAGCUCAUGGCGUUCGCUCGUGCUGUCGAGGAUAGAGCGGAUAUCAUUUCGUACUCGAAUGGCGACGCCUCAGGCUGGGCGCAGGACGUGCGCGCCACCAUUAUCUCUCGCAUUGUUGACUCUGGUAUCCCCGUCGUGGUAUCUGAGGGUAACGACGGCGGCCAGGGACUUUUCUACGCCUCCACGCCAGCAACGGGAGGCAGUAUCACGGGCACAGGAGCGGUAUCCAAUACGCAAUUCCCUACGUUCCUCGAGCGAGGCUCAUAUAAGACCGGUUCCAACGCUACCACCAAUAAUACGACUGACUUUGGCUUCUUGAUGGGUGUUCCCAAAUUCGCUGUCGAUACGACACUUCCGCUGUGGUCUGCUGCUGAUGUGGACGAUGCCUGCAAGCCAUUGCCCGAUGACACGCCAGAUCUGAGCCAGCGCAUCGUGCUCUUGGAGUUCAAGGACUCACGAGUAACACAUUGCUACCCGCAAGACCAGGGUGCCAACCUCGCAGCCAAGGGCGCGCGAUUCAUGGUAUACUAUGAGCGUAACAACCUGACAAUGCGCGAUGAGCCUUAUGUCUACGCAGAAGGCAUCGAGGGAGUGGUUAAAGCCGUACCAUACGCCGCUGAGCACUGGCUUUCUCUCCUUUCACAGGGUGCUACCGUUUCUGUGACGAUACCUGCCAACGACUCUCAGACACACCUCGAGAUGUUUGAGAACAACGAGCGUGGCGGCUAUGUCGCAGGAGAGCUGACCAGCUGGGGCCCAAGCUGGGAGCUGAGUAUGACACCACAGGUCGUAUCCCCCGGAGAGAACAUCCUGAGCACCUACCCGACGGCUUUGGGUAGUUACCGUGUCAUGACUGGCACGAGCAUGGCGACACCGCUGGUUGCAGGUGUCUACGCAUUACUCGGUGAAGUAUAUGGCAAACUGGAACCAAAGCGCCUCCGCAGAAUCCUCACGCACACCUCCAAGCCGCUCGCCUGGCACGAUGGAAAGACUGCGCAUCCCGACAUUCUCGCUCCUGUAGCACAGCAAGGCGCCGGAAUCGUGCAAGCCUGGAACGCGGCGCAUACCGCCCUGGAGAUCGAUGUCGACAGUCUGAUGCUCAAUGACACGGAACACUUCGUUGGCACCCACACCUUCAGCGUCACGAACACUGGCUCUACUGACGAAGUCCUCGAUCUGGGCCAUCGCAAAGCCGUCACGAUGUAUACGAUGGAUCCUAAAGCUCAUGUCUUGCGAGUAGGCGUAUUCCCCAAUGCCAUCGUAGAGUCGUGGGCAACCGUUUCCUUCUCCUCCUACCGCAUCAAUGUUCCUGCUAAACAAUCUGUCAACGUGACUGUUGAAUUUACAGCGCCAGUGGGCCUCAAUGCCACCCUACUGCCCGUGUACAGCGGCUUCGUUACCUUGAGCGACAAGCUUGUUCUUCCAUACCUCGGCGUCGAAGGCAGCAUGCGCGCCGCACCCGUCUUCACACCUGAGACCGUAUACCUAGCGCAGGGAUACACACCUGCUCCCGCGAAUGCAUCGUAUAUUAUCCCACGACCGAACCCCAAGAACCCGCCGAUGACUGACCGCGGUGACAUGAUGGCCACGCCGAACGUGUACAUUUAUCCUUCGAUUGGCUCCCCGUUGUUGCGUGUAGAGGUACUACAAGGCGACAAGGUACUGGGAGCGUUGGCUGGGUUCCCACAAACCUACGUCGCGAGGACGGAAGUGCGCGCAUACUUCAAUGGGUUGAUGGCGGACGGUACGGUGCUCGAUGAGGGCUCGUACCGAAUGAGGGUUAUAGCCCUGCGCAUCUUCGGUGAUGAGGAGCGCGGUGAGGAUUGGGACGUCGUUGAGUCGGCUGGUUUCGCAGUGAACGCCUUGCUGCUGCCCCUUCUCUCCGCCGCUUUACCCACCUCCGUCCCCUCUCUAGUUCUCUCCGCUCGAGUUGCCAUCACCCCGCCGCCUUCCCCUACGGCUCCGCCAUCUCGCCGCGAUGACAAAUUCGAGCCAAGUAUUCCACCUCUCUCAUUAAACCUCCCUACGAUAUCAAUCGCAAAGCCGUCCAUACCAUCUCUCUCACUUGACCUCCCACCCUUGACCUGCACACCUGGCUUUAGCUCAUACGCAACUCCCGGCCUCGACGGCUACGUUCCUGCGGAGGCUUGUAAUGCGCUGUGGUUGUACUUCCCAAAAUUCGCCGCCGCAGUAGCUUUCUCGAUUCUGUUCGGCAUCCUCACAAUUGCACACCUGGCCCAAGCAGUUCUGUACCGCAACGGUUUCUGCUGGGUCAUUAUCAUGGCCUCUCUUUGGGAGACAGGUGCCUAUGCUUUCCGCGCUCUUGGUUCAAAGGACCAGCAAUCCUCCGGCAUUGCAACUGUUUCUCAGAUCUUGGUAUUAGUAGCUCCCAUCUGGGUCAACGCCUUCGCAUACAUGGUGUUCGCCCGCAUCGUUCACUUCUACUCGCCCACUCGCAAAGUCUGGUUUCUUUCGCCUUCCAUCCUUGCUCUCAUCUUUGUCACCCUCGAUAUCAUCUCUUUUGUCAUUCAGCUUGUCGGGGGUGGAAUGGCCGGUCCAGGCUCAAGCGCUGAGUCACAAAAGAAGGGCUUGAACAUAUACAUGGGUGGUAUUGGCAUGCAGGAGGCCUUUAUUGUUGUGUUCUUGGGCUUGGUUAUCAAGUUCCAUCGGGAUCAGCUUCAGGAAGAACAAGUUGGACGCUUGACUGCGAACAAGAUUGAUGGCUGGAAGUGGUUGAUUUGGGCGCUCUACGGAUGCUUGCUGACUAUCACCAUUCGCAUCAUCUAUCGCCUCGCCGAGUUCUCUGCCGGUCUGGGCGCAAGCAACCCCCUUCCGAGUAAUGAGCCUCUCCUAUACGUCCUGGAGUCGACACCAAUGUGGUUGGCCAUUCUCGUGUGGAAUAUUGUCCACCCUGGUCGCUUCAUUCAUGGCGAGGAUGCCAAGAUGCCGCCAUCGUGGCUGUCUCGCCAUCUCUGCUGCUGCUGUCGUAAACGUCGCUGCGAUGAGUGCAAUAGCAAGCUCGGCCAUGCCGGGGUUCACCACCACCGCAUGGCAGACGAUUCGGAGCUAGGGAACAACCAAGAGAUGUAUCCCGUCCCACGAGGUGAAAGAGGCCGUGUUGCUACCGUCCCGGUCAACCCUUUUUCAGAUGCACCAUCUUGCGACACUUCUCCGAACGGCAACGCUGGAGACCAGCUCCGCAUUCGCCCUAUACCAGUUGCCAACUAG